UUACCUUUUUCUUCCUCUUUUAUCAUUAGAACAUCAGCAACUGUUGUAUUCUCUAACCCUUUUUGGUGCAUUGUAGACGAUUCUGCGACAAUUAUGUCAUUGGCUUCCUUGCUUAGCACCGUGGGGAAGGAGAUGACACGUCCAAAUCUUACGAAUACUUUGUUCAUCUCACUCGUGCUUUUGAAUUGUGGGUGCUGUAGAAUUGUAACCUUGAGCUUUUCAUGGCAUGAUCUAACCACGCACAUAAGACCUUGCAUUGUGCUUCUGUGAUUAAGUGAGGGGAAAAGAAGCAAAAGGUGAAGGUGAGAAGGCAAGUUGAGACAUUCUAAAGUGUGACAUGUUCUAAGGUAUCAAAAGCAAACCUUUUAUAUAUUGAUGCUUUUUGGCUGGUUGCAUAUCAUCAUUCACCAGAUAAUUGAAAACACACAUUUUCAUUUGCUUCACAAGAUUUUAUCUUUGUAAAAUGGAAAGAAGAUCAACAUUCCGCUUUCGCCUUCCUUGGUCUGCUGCAUCUGAACCUGAACCUGCAAGCAAAUCAUCUACUCAGUCUAAUACCAAAACUACUGGUUCUAGUCGUACAACUCGUCAAGGGACGAGAUCACGAACUACUUCACAACCUACCAGCAGCACUAGACCUAAAACUAGCCCUUCCGCAAGUCCUACAACUGAAAACUCAACUCCCAAGCAGCCACCAAGUGCCACCACAACCACGACAUCUGGAAAGCCUUCUUCACCACCAACUGCCAGUACAACCACCCCACAGUCAAGAUCUCGUCAACCUCAGAAUUCACCUGAAACGAAAGCACCGAGCCAGCCCACCACUACGAGCACACGCAGAUUAACUGAAACUCCCGUUAUUUCCCCUCAAUCUUCAGCUGAAAACAAAGCUCCUAUCAAGUCCACCACAAAUAAAAGCCCUUUACCUGAAAGUAGCCAAGUUCCUUCUCAACCUUCAGCUGAAAGUAAAGCCCCUAUCCAGUCCUCUACCACAAACAGUAAACCGACAAAUGCUCCAGCUAGUCCUUCAGGAGUAGCUCCCUCCAUAACUGAGUCUCAACCGUCUCAAGAACAGCAAGGCAUCACUUCUCAACCAUCUUCACCAUCUGAUGUGGCAACUAAGUCCAAUGCGCCUGAGGCUCCAUCUCCAUCUCAAUCCCCGUCUCGUCCAGCUCCCCAAUCACAAGAACUGAGUCCAAAAUCCUCCCCAACACGCAACGGUCCUCAGGUCCUUUCAACUAACCAACUUACCCCAAAGGCAGCUAGCCUUGUGAGCCAGACUUCUUCAAAUCCUUCUGCUGAUAUAACUUCUCAAAUGCAACCAAACGAUCAGACAAUUUCCCAACCAACAUCUCCACCAAAACAAUCACAAGACAGCUCAGAGAUUUCUCCCAAAUCCACCAAACCACUACUAUCAAACUCUGAAAAAGAACCAAUGCCCGCAACAGUUUGGACUCAAUCAGAACAAAUGGAGCUUCUCAAGAGAGAGGCCAUAGCUGACACAUUAACUGAAGCAAAAGACAGGUCACCUGAAAAGGUAAUGCAGCGUUCAGAACUCUCAGAGGUGAGUUCCACUAGAGGUAUUACAGAAGGACCAUCCAAGAUAUCAGAUUUAUCAAGUAUCGUUAAUGAACCUAAGACAGCCAGACCAUUGGAGACAAACAUCCCGGAAACUAAAGAAGUGAAGGAAGUUGUACAAGAGACCACGGGUAAAAACUACGGUCCAGGAGAAAAGAUUGAUGGUUUUCUGACAUCCAAAGAGCAUCCAGGCGCUGUGUUUCAAUCAAAGCAAACCAAUUCUGAUCAUGACCAAAUUCGGGUGAACCGUGUCUCUAAUGGAAAACAAACAAGAACAAUUUCAGCUGAACAAGAUAUACCCCUUAACAAAGAGGUAAAAGAUAACAUCUCAAAGUUUAUUCAUAGGAUGGCAGUUGGAGAUGGAAAGAAAGAUUUGGAAAAGGGGCCGGUGAGCGUGAUCACCCUUGCAGGUGAUAAUAGAGGAGCAUAUAUGCAACUUGGAUCAAACUCAUCCAGAAAAGGAAGGGAAGUUCACAUUCAUAGAGGCUACAAACUGAAUGCAGAUGAAAAUGCCGAUGCAACCACAGAUGCAGAGGGAAAUUCAGAGGGAAGACAGCUAAACGAUACAAGGACGAUGAAAGAUAAAGAACUAGAGGCAUACAUGAACUGCAAUGUGCAGGGCCUAAACAACUCAAUUACAUUUGACAGUACUAUUGAGGGAAAAAAUCCAGGUAUACAUAUGUCAUUCCCUCGUAUGCGAUCAGAACCUACAAAAUCAAGUGAUAGAACUGGACUGUUUGAGGCACACAAGGCCGAGUUUAAUGUUACCCGUGCACAGAAACAUACAUAUGAGCCAACAGUAAGAAGAAGAUGUCUCGAAGGCCUUUUCUUUGAACCAAGUGAUUCUGAUUCAGAUAACCAGGAGAAACCUCGGAGACAUGGUUGCCAAGUUGGCGGUAUAGAGAAGACGGAUAACGAUAUUGACAUUCUUUGAAACUAAUGCAUGUAAUUAAUAAAAGUUUAACAUAUUAUUUUAUACAGAUUCAAUAAUAUCUGCUGAAAGCAAUUGUAAUAGAGAUGCAAAUAUUCAAUAAACCAUGAUAUCCAUGA
Molecule: messenger RNA, 2625 nt
Organism: Solanum dulcamara
Lineage: Eukaryota; Viridiplantae; Streptophyta; Magnoliopsida; Solanales; Solanaceae
Product: flocculation protein FLO11-like
Exons: 2
Coding region: 464-2509 (681 amino acids)
Source: RefSeq, a predicted model, not a curated record